AUGGCUCCUCUAGUGUCGGCGUUCACGGUUCUAACCAUGGUUUACAUGGUGGCAGCGGGCUCGCAGGUGCCGUGCGCGGAAUUGAGCGACGGGAAUCUGAUGCCGAUCGUUGCCCUAGGAACCGGCAGGGGCACCGCUAAAGAGAGCGAGUCCGUGGACGAAGUGCGGAAGGCCGUGUUCUGGGCCUUGGAGGCUGGAUACCGACACAUCGACACGGCAGCGGUUUACGAGGACGAGGAGCAAGUAGGCCAGGGUAUAGCCGAGGCCAUAGAUAAGAAUAUCAUCACCAGGGACAACAUAUUCGUCACGACUAAGCUAUGGAAUGACAACCAUCGUCGGGAGCAAGUUGUGCCUGCCCUCCGUGAGUCUCUUAAGCGACUCAAAUUGGAAUACGUGGACCUAUACCUGAUUCAUUUCCCGGUCUCCACUAAGGAAGACGGCUCCCCAGACAACGUGGAUUAUUUAGAGACUUGGCAGGGUAUGGAAGAAGCGAAAGCCCUGGGUCUUACCAGGUCGAUAGGUGUUUCGAACUUUAAUAUCGAGCAGCUGCAGAGGUUGCUUGCAAACAGUCGUACAAGGCCAGUGGUCAACGAGGUUGAGGUCAGCCCAACCUUCACCCAAGAGCCAAUGGUCUCCUUCUGCCAAGCGAACGGCAUAGUCGUUAUGGGCUACAGUCCCUUCGGAUUCUUCGUAGGCAGAGAAAGCGCCAUGAACCUGGACAAAACUACUCUGUUGAAGAUAGCCGAAAAAUACGGAAAGUCUUUCGGACAGGUCAUUUUAAGAUAUUUGAUCCAGCGCGGCGUUGUCCCCAUUCCGAAGUCGACCAACCAAAGGAGAAUAGCUGAGAACAUCGAUCUCUUCGAUUUUAGUCUCAGUGAGGACGAAGUCGCCACUAUCAGCCAAUACAACAGGAACACCCGCGUUAUCCAUCCCGUCGAAUGGAAAGAUUAUCCCUUCUACCCUUUUGAAAAGGAA
This is a messenger RNA of Iphiclides podalirius (scarce swallowtail), 975 nucleotides long. Lineage: Eukaryota; Metazoa; Arthropoda; Insecta; Lepidoptera; Papilionidae. The record is from the annotation of a GenBank genome assembly.